UAAAAUUAAUAAUAACAUAGGUCAAACAGUUGAUCAAUAAAAAUAUAGCGAGUUGGAUACACAAAAUUUUGUUGGAAUUUUGUAUUUGACUUUAUUGAAUACCAUCAAAAAUCACAAGAAUGGAGAUAAAAAAAUAUUGUGAUUGUCCUAACUAUGGCUGUAUGUAUGUUCAUAAUCGUCCUGUUGAUACUAUAACGGAUGCAAAACAACUUUUUUUACAAAAAACGACAUUCAAAGACAAAUUCGAGGUGGUAUGGAAGUCUUCAGUCGCUUAUAUUGAAGAAAGUUGUGAUGGACUUGGAAAAAGUGUUGAUCACUCAGAAUCCUUGAGAGAACUUGGUAACAAGGAAUACACUACUCCUAAAAAUGAAGAUUAUCUGCGUAAAUCAAUUGAAGCAUACACCAAGAGUAUUGCUUGUGCACCAGCUGGAUCCAAUGAAUUGUCAUUGGCUUAUGCAAAUCGUUCAGCUGUAUUAUUCAAAGCUAGACUCUAUCAAGAUUGUCUUCUUGACAUAGAACGUGCUUUAAAAUCAGGCUAUCCAGAUGAAUUAAAAACAAAAUUAUUUGUACGUCAAUCAUUGUGCUUCAAGGCCUUAGACCCAAGCUUUAAUAUUGAGUCAAGUGGCAAUGCAAUUCUCUGGCUUCCUAAUUCAAAAAAAAACAAUCCAAAUUACAACGUCAAAGAUGAAUAUUCAAAGAUGAUAAAACAUCUUGAAAAACCACGUAAUGUUAGUUUGUUUUCACCAGAAAUGAAAAAUAAAAUAAUAGUUGGUGGAUCUGAUGCAAUUGAAUUGUCAAAAACAAAUGACAAUAAUCAACAUGUUGUUGCAACAAGAGACAUCAAAUCUGGUGAAUUUAUUUACCUUUCUGAGCCAUUUGCAAUGGUUCAAUCUGACAAAUCACGUUAUAUUAGUUGUUGGCAUUGUUGUCGUCAAACUUUGGCUGGUAUACCAUGUGAUGAAUGUCCAAAUGUUGUGUUUUGUUCACCAGAAUGCAAAGAAAAAGCAUGGAAUGAAUAUCACAAUCUUGAAUGUUUAGUCUUGGGACAACUUUUAAAAUCUGCCAAAAUCUAUUUGGAACAUCUAUCAACAGUAAAAAUUUUUUUAAAGGCUAUCAACUCAGCAGGUGGUUUAAUUCAAUUGCAAAAGAAAAUUGCCAAUAUUGACUCGAUGAAAGAUGAGGGGUUGAUAUUUGUCAAUGGUACUCUUGAUGUAAAUUCUAUUGAUAAUUUUCAUCGUCUUGAUUAUUAUAAACCAACAUCAACUAUGUGUACAUUUGAAACGACAGAAGUAGCAGUAUGGAUUGUUACAAUUUUGUGUAAAAAAACAAAUAUAUUAGGUCAAAAAAUGACAUUGAAAAAUUUAAUUAAAAAUAAAAAUAAAAAAAUAUUUAUUCUGGGAGAAUUAUUAUUGCGAUAUAAGAUGAUUGUUGAUCACAAUGUUCAAACUUUUGCAGUAACAGAACUUGGUCGUUCAGUUGAGUGGUCAGAUGUCGUCAUGCCAUUUUAUAAGAUAUUAAAAAACAGCUGUGAUCCUAAUGUUGAUUGGGCUUAUUUGGGUUCAAAGGUUGGUUAUUAUGCUAAAAAGCCAAUCAUGCAAGGAGAACUGUUACUUCCGAGUGCUGCUGGUCCAUAUUAUACAAAAUCAAAGUUCGACCGACAUCAGAUACUAGAAUAUAUCACUGAUGAUCCUGUACCAUGUAAAUGUACAGCAUGUACUGAAAAUUUGCCAACUGGGCAAUAUCUUCCAUCUUACCAGAGCAUGAUGUUGCCAACAAAAAUCGAGCAACAAUUGGAUUGUAUGAUGCAAACACUACAAUUGUGGCAAGAUGUCAUUGCCAAUGGAGAUACUGAAGAAUUAUUAACAAUCAAGGAUACUUUGAAUAGCAUGAAUGAUGAAUUUUAUAAAUCCAUUACUGGUCCUUGUCGGGAAAUGUCGUUAUGGUAUUACUCAAUCAGAAUAUUACAUAGUCGACUUCAUAUGGUUCAUAAUAAUAUAAUGAACAUGAAUAAGUCAACAUGUUAG
This is a messenger RNA of Aphidius gifuensis, 2024 nucleotides long. Its product is annotated as SET and MYND domain-containing protein 4-like. The coding region runs from base 120 to 2024 and encodes 634 amino acids. The transcript has 4 exons. NCBI's taxonomy places the organism in Eukaryota, Metazoa, Arthropoda, Insecta, Hymenoptera, Braconidae. Gene Ontology annotation, molecular function: protein binding. The record is from RefSeq and is a predicted model, not a curated record.